AUGCGCAAGUGUCAUUUUACAAAAUUAACGUGUUGGAAACCAAAUUUAUUGGGAAACGAAAAAGAAGAAUGCGAAAUGCUUGCUAAUUCAUGGCUUAAAAUUCGUUCUAAUAUAUCUUGUAUACAAAAUACAAAUAAUGAAAAAGAGAAAAGAAAUUUAAAUAAACAAUUAAAAUAUUAUUUCGAGAAUCUUCAACCGCAACAACAUUACCAUAUCAAAAAUCUAUCAAAAAAGGUAUACGCUGUUAAGUUUGAAACUACAAGACAUGGGUAUGAAUGA
Molecule: messenger RNA, 279 nt
Organism: Clunio marinus
Lineage: Eukaryota; Metazoa; Arthropoda; Insecta; Diptera; Chironomidae
Source: the annotation of a GenBank genome assembly